CGGCUGCCUUCUUUGUCCUGGAUUGGGGAGUCGAGCGCCUCCGUCGCCAUUGGCUUUCCUCCCCCAGCUCCAGCCUCUCUCAUCUUGGGAAUCUGCGUCAGAAGUCACUCGCAGUCCUGCCAGCCCAGGUCACCAGCCCAGCUGAAGAUACCUCUUCCAUGCCUUCAGGACAAGAGAUUUAAGUCCUUCUGAACACUUGGAAAGCGCAAGAACACCCAGAAGAGAGUAGAAAGGGACUUCCAACGUGCCUCUGACUACUCACACCUCUCUGAAGCUACCAGCAGUGAAUGCGCCCCAACAAGUGAAGAAGAUCAGAUAGAGGCAUUUCUGCCACAACCAGAACUCUAGUGGAAAGCCAGCUACUGGGAGACCUAAGGCUUCCAUUCAGAAGAAACGCACCAUGAAUGUGCUUAGAAGCUUACUAAUUUGUUUCUGUCUUUGUAUCCUUUCUUCAGGAUGGAAGGACAACUCCAUGGUCCGUAUUGCUCAGUCACUGGCUUCCUCCAUGCAGGCAGUAGACUGUUGGAUCUGUGUUCCGAGAGCCCGAGCUGUUGUAGAUCACAAUGACCCUCUUGUCCACCCUGUCACUAAUUUCACUCAGGUUCCAGAUGGGGUGUGGACACCAACACUGGACCUCCGAGCCCGUACUAUUAUGUACCGGGUGCGGAUAGUGCACUCUCCAGUUGAGGGUUCCUCUGGUGUCCCCUGUCUUACUCUUCCCCUUAUCGCAGCUAAUACCAUCUACAUAACUCACAUCGAUGACAGUCGCAGGGAAACCAGAAUUCCCGAGUAUUUUGAAAUGAUUCCCCCUCCCAAGCCAGGGCAGUUACCUAUGUGUGUCCAGAAAAACACUCGCUUUUCCGCUGAGGAGUUUAAAGUCAUAGCUGAUUACUCCUUCCAGAAUCAUCCUUGGAUAGAACGGACAGGGUUUCGAGUGGGGGAAUACUUCCACACUAGAGAUCCAUUGAAGUAUUUUAAAGAUGAAAUGGUUUUCUGUGCCCCCUCAGGAUUUGUGUUUGUCUGUCAAAUUAGUGGACACCCCUGGGCAACGAACUGCCUAAGAAACUUUUCUACCCCUACCCAGUGCCUGCUGAGCACCCUCAUUACACCAUUCUCCAUCCAUUCUGUGAAUGAAUCUGCUCAUUGGGCAAGCCCUUUGAAGCUUUUGACUAGAGUAACACGUGAUUUACCAAGAGAGGUACCAGAUGGGUUUUGGUAUAAUUUUGGCCAUUCCCUUUUACCCUGGUGGGGAGUGGCUGCCCAUCCAUGGGUACUUCAAAACCUUUCCCAAACUCUGAUAACCAUAGCUAAUGAAACAGCUUUAUCCCUUCCUGAUCUACAACACUCCUUGGACUCUUUGGCCAAAGUCAUGCUGGAUAAUCGAAUGGCCCUAGAUUACAUGCGGGCUGAGCAAGGGGGUGUGUGUGCAGUUGCUAAUAUGUCCUGUUGUACUUACAUCAACACUUCCUCCCAGGUGGAAACCAGUAUAGAAAAGAUUAGACAGAAAGCUACUUGGUUGAAACAAGCAUGAGAGCAUCAAGUAUCUAUCCACUUUCGACAGCAGGGGCCUAGGUUGAUGGACUAUUUUCUAGUUCUUUUCUCUGGAUCCCAGAUGGUGUCUAUUCUGUUUUUAUUAGUUACUUGCAUUUUGAGAUGACCAUCGUGUGGAUUCUAGUCAGUAUAUAUACUUUUCUGCCUGGCAUUCUGUGUACCCUAUCUAUGUAAAACCACAGUGGGGCCUUUAAAAGACACAAAUUACUGGCAAAGACAAAGUAUAUGUACCUUCCAGAAAAUUUCCCUGACAUCACCCAAUUUCAGAAGGAAGCAGACAAGAUGAUAACAACGCACCUUCUUUCCGUAGAAAUAGGAAGAAAAAAAUGCCAACAGGAAAAUUUUAACAGAGACAAUCUAAAUAUGCUCUUGGUUGUAGUUUUAGUCUGGAAACUAACUUGCUUUACUAACCAGCCUGCUUUGUGUGGUAACUCAAGUUUAUUGACAAUUCUUUCUCUCUCUCUCUCUUUCUCUUUUAUUCUUUCUCUCUUUCAUUCUUUCUCUCCCUUUCCUUCCACAUGGGAGGAAUUCAAGAUUAAAGUUCAAGAUUAACAGUCUUUUGGCUCCCUAUCUUGCUGACUUAAGAAAGUAAGACAUACAACUUCAAACCAUCAGCAAGACAUACAACUUCAAAAACUGGCACCAGUAAAUGGAGAGAUAAGUGAUCACUCCAGAUCACUCUCCGGCACUGAGUCAUGGCUUCUAAUCAUGAGUCUGAACACUCAGAAUCUACUUCCUGGACUUUCACUUAACAACCCUCAAUCCGUGGAGGACUAGGGUGGGGACAGCUUUUGAGAUGUUAGUCUGAUGUUUUCUUCCUUUGCCUGGCAAAUCAAUAAAACUUAUUUUCCUUUUUUUUUUCCCUAAAAAUGCUGCUGUCAUUACUUGUGAACUAGCACAG
This is a messenger RNA of Perognathus longimembris pacificus (Pacific pocket mouse), 2452 nucleotides long. Its product is annotated as ERV-BabFcenv provirus ancestral Env polyprotein-like. NCBI's taxonomy places the organism in Eukaryota, Metazoa, Chordata, Mammalia, Rodentia, Heteromyidae. The record is from RefSeq and is a predicted model, not a curated record. The transcript has 2 exons. The coding region runs from base 401 to 1531 and encodes 376 amino acids.